UUGGCUCUGAAAUUCUCCAUAUUCCUGCUUUCCUUUGCAGCCCUGAUGACCAUUAACAUCACGGAAGCACAGGAGAUUAACUACCGUUAUCAUUUCUGCCAAAACACAACCACUUUCGUAAGAAACAGUACGUAUCAGGCCAAUUUAAAAAUCCUUCUCUCUUCACUUGCCUUCAAUGCAACCCGCAAUGACAUUAACGGAUUCUACAACGCCUCUGCAGGGCAAGAUAUCGAUGAGGUCUAUGGCCUUUUCCUCUGCCGCGGCGAUGUUAGUGUCGAAGUUUGCCUAAAAUGUGUGAAAUUGGCCACGAACUAUGUAGUCGAAUUCUGUCCAAUCGAGAAGGAGCUGGCUAUCGUAUGGUAUGAUGAGUGCUUCCUGCUCUACUCAAACAGUAACAACUUCUCCAGCUUGAACCAAAGGCCUUUGGUUUCCAUGCCGAAUGUAGAAAAUAUAAUUGUUGAUGUAGAAUUGAACCAGCUUCUGGUGAAAACUAUAUCUGAUGCUGCUAAAGAAGCUGCAAGUGCGCCUUUAGGUGUAAAAUAUUUUGCAGCCAAAAAAGUGCUUUAUACGUCGCAUGAGUUUCUAUACGUUCUUGUGCAGUGCACACCGGUUCUAUCUACAUCUGAUUGUAAUCGUUGUCUUGAACAAGCUAUCCCUCAAGUACAAAUUUGCUGUAAUAAUACGCGAGGAGGAAGAGUCCUAAAUCCAAGCUGUAAUCUUCGAUUUGAAUAUUAUUCUUUUUACAACGAAACUGCCGUCGUGGCAAUGUCACCACCACCACUGUCCACGCCAGUUCACUUCACAAUAUCUCCUGCAGAGGAAAUAGGAAAUAUCCGAGAGGAUCAAUUACUCGACUGGGCAGGACGAGCAACUGUUGGGGACGACUAUUCAGACAAAGAUAUUCAAGGAGAGGUGACAUCCCAGGACCUCCCUUUGAUCCGGCUAGAUGUUAUAAAUGAAGCUACAAAGCAAUUUUCUGAUGAAAACAAACUUGGUCAAGGAGGGUUUGGCCCAGUAUACAGGGGUACGUUAGAGGAUGGCAAAGAAGUUGCAGUUAAGAGGCUCUCAAGAACUUCUGGUCAAGGACAAAGAGAAUUCCUGAACGAAGUCGUUUUAAUCGCCAGAUUACAACACAGAAAUCUUGUCAGACUCCUGGGAUGCUGUCUGGAAAAAAAUGAAAAGUUACUUAUCUAUGAAAAUGGAGUCCUGCUUGACUGGCAAAGACGCUUGAGCAUUAUCAAUGGAAUUGCACGUGGGCUCUUGUAUCUUCAUGAAGAUUCUCGUCUUAGAAUUAUUCACAGGGACCUCAAAACAAGCAACAUCUUGCUUGAUUAUGAGAUGAAUCCAAAGAUAUCAGACUUUGGAAUGGCUAGGAUUUUCGGUGGAAAUCCAAGCGAGGCUAACACGAAUAGAAUUGUCGGAACUUAGUACGUAAUGCUACAUCUCCCUUCCCAGUGUUAUUGUUUUCAAUUGUAUAUUUGUUUGGAACAAAUGGAUUUUCUUAUUCUUUUCUUUAUUCAUGU
Molecule: messenger RNA, 1523 nt
Organism: Populus trichocarpa (black cottonwood)
Lineage: Eukaryota; Viridiplantae; Streptophyta; Magnoliopsida; Malpighiales; Salicaceae
Product: cysteine-rich receptor-like protein kinase 25
Exons: 4
Coding region: 46-1428 (460 amino acids)
Biological process (GO): protein phosphorylation
Molecular function (GO): ATP binding; protein kinase activity
Source: RefSeq, a predicted model, not a curated record